This is a messenger RNA of Pararge aegeria (speckled wood butterfly), 3673 nucleotides long. RefSeq names its product stress-activated protein kinase JNK (gene bsk). Gene Ontology annotation, biological process: JNK cascade; protein phosphorylation. Gene Ontology annotation, cellular component: nucleus; cytoplasm. The record is from RefSeq and is a predicted model, not a curated record. Gene Ontology annotation, molecular function: JUN kinase activity; ATP binding. The transcript is spliced from 12 exons. Bases 361 to 1548 code for a protein of 395 amino acids. NCBI's taxonomy places the organism in Eukaryota, Metazoa, Arthropoda, Insecta, Lepidoptera, Nymphalidae.
UUCACAUUUUUGUCGACAAAAAAUAUUUUACUCAAAAUAUUUUAGUGAUAAAGACUUUGUGACAGUGGUUUAUUGGUAAUAUAUUACUUUCAAAUUCGUGAGCUGUUCUUGCAGAUACCGAUAGUUGGCUGCACGUGUUUACUUUGGUACGGAACGCUCUGGUCCGGAGCGAUCGAGCGGUUUCGUCACAAAAUGGAUGCGCGUAACUUAUGACGCAAUAAUCGCUUCAUCAAAAGUUUCCGAAAAUAAGACUGCCGGUGUGUUAGCUAUUGAAGCGGUCGCAGAUAAAAAACAGUGUCUGCGCUUUAUGGACCCGGAACUUCCUUCUCAACGGACAUUCUUCUAAACUAGGGGUGGUCCAUGCCCCACGCGGCACCCGCUACCGCCAUGUCGGCCACGCCGCGCCACCCCCACUUCUUUACAGUCGAGGUCGGCGACACGCGCUUCACCAUUCUCAAGCGAUACCAGAACCUUAAGCCCAUCGGCUCCGGCGCUCAAGGAAUCGUGUGCGCGGCCUACGACACUGUGACGCAGCAGAACGUUGCAAUCAAGAAGCUAUCGCGGCCCUUCCAGAAUGUGACGCAUGCGAAACGUGCCUACCGCGAGUUCAAACUCAUGAAGUUGGUCAACCAUAAAAAUAUAAUCGGUCUGCUAAACGCAUUCACACCACAGAAGAGUCUAGAGGAAUUCCAGGAUGUUUAUCUUGUAAUGGAAUUAAUGGACGCGAACCUGUGCCAAGUGAUUCAGAUGGACCUGGACCACGAACGCAUGAGCUACUUACUGUACCAGAUGUUGUGCGGCAUCAAACAUCUCCAUCUCGCUGGAAUAAUACACCGGGACCUAAAGCCGUCCAACAUUGUCGUAAAAAGCGACUGCACGCUGAAGAUCCUAGACUUCGGCCUGGCUCGCACGGCAGGGACUACCUUCAUGAUGACGCCAUACGUCGUCACCAGAUACUACAGGGCCCCAGAGGUGAUUCUCGGAAUGGGCUACACGGAGAACGUGGACAUCUGGUCGGUGGGCUGCAUCAUGGGCGAGAUGAUCCGUGGCGGAGUGCUGUUCCCGGGCACCGACCACAUCGACCAGUGGAACAAAAUUAUUGAGCAACUGGGCACGCCGUCGGCGGCGUUCAUGGCGCGCCUGCAGCCCACGGUGCGCAACUACGUGGAGAACCGGCCGCGCUACGCCGGCUACAGCUUCGAGCGCCUGUUCCCCGACAUCCUGUUCCCGUCCGACUCCAGCGAGCACAACCGGCUCAAGGCCUCGCAGGCGCGCGACCUGCUGUCGCGCAUGCUGGUCAUCGACCCUGAGCGCCGCAUCUCCGUGGACGAGGCCCUGCUGCACCCCUACAUCAACGUGUGGUACGACGAGGGCGAGGUGAACGCGCCGGCGCCCGCGUCCUACGACCACUCGGUGGACGAGCGCGAGCACACGGUGGAGCAGUGGAAGCAACUCAUCUACCAGGAGGUGGUGGAGUACGCCGCGCCGCCGCCCGCCCAGCACGCGCCCCCGCCGCCCGACCACGCGCAGCCCGCGCUCACCACAUAGGUUGCAGCGUCGCUGACCGCCGAGAUUUAAUCUACGAAGUAUAGUGCAAAGACUAUAUAGAGUGCGCCAACGCGCUCCGGCUGUGAAGCCAUCGGCGGCAAGGAGCCAACGCUCCGAUCCAACGUUAUACAAUAAACUAAACUGAUGUAUAUAUUUAUUGCGGUUUUAUGUGCAAUACGGGCCACGAUUAGUGCAAAGUAAAGCCGGGCCAUAAAUACAAGAUAAAGUGUGUAAAUAAAAUAUGACGAGAGAAAAGGACAGAUAUAUAAACUGACCUUUCUAUCGCACUCAAACGACGUCAACAUUUGUUUACUUCCUUUAUCACUUCUUGUUGGCUUUACUUCACUCGUUCAUACUACUGUAAAGAGCGAAAAGUGUAAUUUUCUUUGUGAAAUCUUCUGAUGGUGUUAGCGAGCGAUGUCAAAUGUGAUAUGGGUAAUGUUUAUAAUUAUUGAUCAGUUUUUAACCGACAUCAAAAAUACUUUAACUGAAUACAACGCGCAUUUUUUUAUUUCAUUUGACAAAGCUAAUAGCUUGCUAGCUUAGCUCCAUCAUACCUAAAAACAUUUAAUAAUUAUAUUAUAAAGGUUUAGGUUUUGGAGAGCGUAAUUGUAAGAUAAUGAAAAAACUACUAGUUAGUUAACAAUUAUUAGUUGAUGUUAUCAACUAUUGAGGUCGUUUUAUCUUCAAGUAAAGAAAAUCAAUAUUAUAAUGGUUUUUUUGAUAAAAUUUCAUGAAUUACUCAAAUUUCCCAUUCCAUCGUCUUCGUGGAGUAUUUAGACAUCUCUUGCUAACAACAGUCACUAGUUUCACGCAAAAUCUUACAGACGGGACUCAGUCCCCUUAUGUUAAAGUUAUCAAACGUUAUAUCGGCGUUGAUAUGAACCAUGGAUAAAAAUCUGUCAUUCUAUAUAGAUGACCAAACAUUCUGACUAUGGACAAAGGUCGUGCAUUAACGACUCGUUAAGACUUUGACGUAUGGUUACGGUAACGCCGGUGUCUCGUUAGCUAACCGUUAGACUUCCGUUAGUGGCUCGGAGUGAAUGAACGUAUACAAUAAUAACGUAAGGCAGUGUAACACAGUAGUGUUAGAUCAGGUGACCUUCACUCGGGGAAGUGUUAUCUUGUCUAUUAAUUGUAGUUUCUUCCCGUUUCUAAUUAUAUUUAGGGUAAGUUCUUAGUUACGUUUGCGUUCGGAACACGUUCCUUUAUGUUUUGAGCUCAACAUUGUAUGUUAUUUGUGCGAAUUUAGCUGCCUUGGAUGGUCACAAUGACAAUGUAUUACCGGCUGAACCCGUAGGAAAUAUGAGUAGGUUAGAAUGCAAACAGUUUCUGCGUUGGUUUGAACGACAUCGAGCUAAAAGUUUAACAAAUCUCCAUGAUUUCAGCCGGUUAUAUAAGACAUUAUGAAGACAGUUAAUGGAAUAUUUUGAUAUUUUGAUUUUCGCUGGUGGAUUCUAAAUAAGUUUAAUACACGACACCAUUGGCGGAGAUAAAAAGACAGUUGAAUUAAUUAACCAAUCACAAACGUAUGUUUUAUCUCCUUGACACCAUUGGUUGAGAUAAAACGACAUUUGAAUUAAUUAACCAAUCACGAACGUGUAUUUUGUCUCGUAGCGAAACCUAGCGGAUUUUGCUGUACGUUUACCCCGUUUUAAUUUGCAUAGGAGUGCCUUUCGCAUUUUGCUAAUAUAAUGAAAAUAUUGGCGAUUUUACACGAAUGCGGACUGAAUUUGAUACGUUUGGAUAUUUUUGUACGGUGGCGUUAAACAGAUGUCGAAAUUUAAUUUUUAUUUAAAUCGCCUUUGCACAUGCGGCGUUUUCGGACACAGAACGACGCGCAGCAGUAGCUGACUCGUUCUAUGAGUUAAAAGUUGGAUGUUUGUCUGAGGCUACUUGCGUUCAAUUAAUCCCCUUCAAGCUAAAUUGUAAUAUUUUUAGAAAGGGACUUGAAUCCAUGGCGGUAAAAAAAAUUACCCCCAAGACUGCUGCAACAGAACAUACAGACUGGACACAACUUUUCACGAAUGUAUUCUAAAACUGCAAUGGAUCAAUACAACUACACCGGAGUUUAAUUUUCUAUGACUUAAUUUUUUUAAACUUUGAAUUAAAUGUAUUUUCUGAC